UGUUUCACAGAAAUUGAUUUGGUCGCAUUCGCUCUCUUCUGUCUCUGUGUGUAUGCGUACAGGCGAACGGUGUUGUGCACAACAAACAAAUUACAGAAUUUUUUUUUUCAUUUUCUUGUGCGACAGAGAAGAAAAGAAAUCGAAUUGAACACACCGAAAUAGUACAAUUCAUUUCCAUUGAAUGGUUUGUAUUCUGCAAAAAAAAAAAAGCAAAAAAAUCAUUUUCCGUGCGAAUUUUUGUGUUUGAAAAAGUGUGUUGAAAAUCGAUAGCAUACAGCAUUGAAAUUUUUUUUUUGGGUCCGUGUCAAAGUGAAUCGCAUAUCGGGUGGAAGAGAAGACAUUUUUUUCUCUCUCUUCUUCGGCCAAAGUUAAUUGAUUAGGUCGCCGAUUACUGUUUCAUUUUGACAGUCAUCGUCAUCAUCAAACAAAACGAAAGAAGAAGAAAAAAAAUAUCACACACAAAAAGGCGAUUUUUCGUUGGUCUGUCAAUAUUUGGUAUCAGUUUUUGGUUUCGGAAUUUAUUAUUCCUUUUGGACUGAAUUUCGGUCGACAAUUUUUUUUUAUCGCAUUUAUUUCAUUGCAACAAUUGAUAUUGAAUGUUCUUUUUGCCGUUCCAAAUGGAUGAGACAGUGGCAACCGAUCAAUAAGAAUUUCCAAACUAAUUUGAUUGUUGCAAUACAGACAGAAGAGACAAAGAGAGAGAGAGAGAGUGAAGGAAAAGGAGUGAGGCAACCAAUUCGGCUGGCUGAAGUGGAACCGAACCAACAAUGAUCGGCGGUUUAUUCGUGUACAAUCACAAAGGUGAAGUGCUCAUUUCACGCGUUUACCGUGAUGACAUUGGCCGAAAUGCAGUCGACGCAUUCCGAGUCAAUGUGAUUCAUGCUCGGCAACAAGUGCGAUCACCCGUUACGAACAUCGCACGCACCAGCUUCUUUCAUAUCAAACGAGCCAAUAUUUGGUUAGCGGCCGUCACCAAGCAAAAUGUCAAUGCAGCUAUGGUGUUUGAGUUUCUACUGAAGAUUAUCGAUGUGAUGCAUUCGUAUUUCGGGAAAAUAUCCGAGGAGAAUAUCAAAAAUAAUUUUGUGCUCAUCUAUGAACUGUUGGACGAAAUUUUGGACUUUGGCUACCCGCAGAACACUGACACCGGCGUACUGAAAACGUUCAUCACUCAGCAGGGCAUUAAAUCGGCAACGAAAGAAGAGCAAGCCCAGAUUACAUCUCAAGUAACAGGGCAAAUUGGUUGGCGUCGCGAAGGUAUCAAAUACCGCCGAAAUGAAUUAUUUUUGGACGUACUCGAAUACGUUAAUCUAUUGAUGAGCCCACAAGGUCAAGUAUUGUCGGCUCACGUUGCUGGAAGAGUUGUUAUGAAGUCUUAUUUAUCAGGUAUGCCUGAGUGUAAAUUCGGCAUCAACGAUAAAAUUGUGAUGGAAGCCAAGGGCCGUGGCGGCAUAUCGGGCAACUCAGAAGCGGAAACAUCGCGUUCGGGCAAACCAGUUGUUGUGAUUGAUGAUUGCCAAUUUCAUCAGUGCGUGAAAUUGAGCAAAUUUGAAACGGAACAUUCCAUCAGCUUCAUACCACCGGACGGUGAAUUCGAGCUAAUGCGCUAUCGCACCACCAAGGAUAUAUCAUUACCAUUCCGUGUAAUACCGCUGGUGCGAGAGGUGGGACGUACAAAAAUGGAAGUUAAGGUGGUGCUCAAAUCAAACUUCAAGCCAUCGUUGUUGGGCCAAAAAAUUGAGGUGAAAAUUCCAACUCCGUUGAAUACAUCUGGUGUGCAAUUGAUUUGCCUAAAGGGUAAAGCAAAAUACAAGGCGUCGGAAAAUGCAAUCGUUUGGAAGAUCAAGCGAAUGGCUGGUAUGAAAGAGACUCAGUUGUCGGCUGAAAUCGAAUUGUUGGAAACAGACACGAAAAAGAAAUGGACCAGACCUCCAAUUUCAAUGAAUUUCGAAGUACCGUUUGCCCCAUCUGGUUUCAAGGUUCGUUACUUGAAAGUGUUCGAGCCAAAGAUCAACUAUUCGGAUCACGAUGUUAUCAAGUGGGUGCGUUACAUUGGUCGCAGCGGUUUGUAUGAGACGAGAUGUUAAGCGCGGGGCCAUUUGGACGCAAUAAAAUUUAAAACUGAGCAAAAACAAGUAAAAUCGAUCGAAAGAGCACAACAUGAUCUACCAUCGAAUGCAAUUGUCCGAAGCAUUGCACACAGUAGAACCAGAAUACCAUUCAGCACCAGCUCAUAAAAUAACAGCAAAAAAGAGAGAAAAAAAACAGCAACUUUAACAACAAAAAAUAAAUAUAUUAAUUUUCUUCCCAGCUCUCUUUCUUUUGAGUAUUUUCACCAUCAGCAACAACAGCAACAGGAAAGAAAGAAACUAAAAACAAGAGAGUAAAUUGUUUAUCAAAAUAAAAUUGGUUUAAGUAAAUAGCUCGAAUGUAAAAUUAUGUAAUAACUGUAUCAAAAUGAACAAAAAAAAAAACAAACUCAACAAAUUAAGCUCGAUUUGAUGAUACAACAAGAAAGAAAUGAUAUUAGAAAAAUCAAUGGCCAUUCGGUGCAAAAAAAGAAGAAAAAAAACAGUAAAAAGAAAUCAGACUCAAUACGAAUUGUUACAGUUGUUCGAAUUUCACUUUGAGUUGAGAAUCUCUUCAUUUUAAGAAGCAAAAAAAAAAAUCAUUUCUGCGUUUUUAACAUAAGCAAAAAAAUUCAUUUCCGCCGCAGAAAAAUCGCUGCAUUUGAAAAUAAAAACUGCGACCAGAGCGUUAAACUACACAAGUUAUAAAAUGCAAUAUUAUAUAUACUUUGAACAACUCAAAUCGGCAAAUCAUCCAUAAAUUCCGCGAAUAGAGAUUUAAAAGCAAACAAACCCAAUUCGCAUCGUAACUAAUCAGUCUAUUUAUGAUAAAUUGUAUUGGAAUUUCGCAGAAAUACCAACAACAAGCAAAUUUCGAGCAUAUAGAACCAAACCACAUGCGAAAACACACACACAUCAUAUUUGUGAAGGGUCAAACCAACCGAGAAAUACCUUUUAAAGAGAGAAAAAAAGAAAAAAAAAUCUAUAUUAAAUUAUCCAUAAUUGUAUCAAACAAAAAACACAAACAAAAUAUCUAUCUAUUAUAUUGAGAGGCAAGAAUGUGUCCCAUGUAAUAUUGUAUUAAUUAUAUUGUGUUGAUUUUAGUUCAAAUAAAGAAGUUUCAAGUGAAAAAAAAAAA
Molecule: messenger RNA, 3204 nt
Organism: Sitodiplosis mosellana (orange wheat blossom midge)
Lineage: Eukaryota; Metazoa; Arthropoda; Insecta; Diptera; Cecidomyiidae
Gene: AP-2mu
Product: AP-2 complex subunit mu
Exons: 9
Coding region: 768-2084 (438 amino acids)
Biological process (GO): clathrin-dependent endocytosis; intracellular protein transport
Cellular component (GO): AP-2 adaptor complex; cytoplasmic vesicle
Molecular function (GO): clathrin-cargo adaptor activity
Source: RefSeq, a predicted model, not a curated record